AUGAGUCAGAUAAUCUUUACCACCUGCAUCGCCUUCUCUUCUGCAGCCCUUUUACCUUCUAGCAACUACCUUCCACAAAACCAGGCUCCAGCUAAACCUUCCAAUACAUACAUCCCUCAGAACCAAGGAUCCUUCCAAGGAGGUUACCAGCAGGGUUCCUUCAACCAACAGGGUUCAGGGCCAGGUGGUAUAUCAGGAACAGGAAAUAACGGGAACAGAAGACCACAGCAAGAAUCGGAGAAAAAUGCAGUCAUCGUGAAACAAGAUCAGGAUAUUAAUGAAAAUGGAUUCCAUUAUAGCUAUGAAACAUCGAAUGGAAUUAGGGCUGAAGAAGCUGGUAACGCUGCGCAGACGCAAGGUGGAUUCUCUUACAAGGGUGAUGAUGGCAACACGUACACCAUUGUCUUCACCGCUGGAGAAGGUGGUUUUAGGCCCCAGGGUGAUCAUAUCCCCGUGCCUCCUCCCACACCUGAAGCAAUUCUACAAGCCCUGGAGCAAAACGCAAAGGAUGAAGCUUCUGGUAUCUUCGACGACGGUAUAUAA
Molecule: messenger RNA, 543 nt
Organism: Diatraea saccharalis (sugarcane borer)
Lineage: Eukaryota; Metazoa; Arthropoda; Insecta; Lepidoptera; Crambidae
Source: the annotation of a GenBank genome assembly